AUGUAUAAUUAGAAUAGAAUUAUAGGUCGCCCUGGCAUGAUAUAGAAUCAGUAGGGAAUGAUGAAUGCUAACAUGUCAAAUAAUGGAAGAAUGUUGGGAUAAAAUAGCUACUUGAUGAAUUAGCAGAACGGCUAUAAUUAGUAUUAAUAAAACUCUUAAAAUAUGAUGAUGAUGCAGUAGUAGUAGUAACAAUAAUAAUAACAAUAAUAAUUCCUUAAUGGCAUUAAAACAUGUAAAUGGCAUAAGGGAUAAGUUUAUAUUGCUAUUUGCUCUUAUGACCAAUGCAAAAUGGGUAGACUUUGCUGUCUUAGAUGUAUGGUAUCAAAGCACACCGACCAUACUUAACAUCUUAUCUUGCUUGAUGAACUCAGAGAUUCUGAUCUGAUGUCUUUAUCUGUACCAACUAAUUGGACAAACACUUUAGGUCCUUUGAAAGAUGAUAUUUAAUCGAUUAUUAGAAUUUGUAGGGUUAGUGAUGUUUCAAGUUACUUGUAAUGUUAAGAUGAUGAGGUUUAGAAAAUAGAUGAGAUGUUUGAUACAUUUACAAAGGAAAUAAUAGAAGACAUAGAGAAGUUAAGGAGUCAUGUAAAAGGAAUUUGUAUUGAAAAAAACCAGAGUUGUGUGGAUAGGUUUAUUAAAUUGGCAGAAACACUCAGAAAAGUUUUAAAUCCUUAAAACUUAUUGAAUAUAGUGGACGAUUUUAUUACUGAAAGUAGUAGCAAGAAUGAAUUAAUUUAGAAAUCUAAGAACAUUAUUUUGCAAUAAUAGUAAGCUGAAUAAGAGCUCGAAGAUUAGCUUAAUACAUUCUUUACAACUGCAAGAGUUUCCCCGGAAGAUUAAGAUGCCAUUUACAAAAACUAUAACUUCCUCUGUAAAAAAGAGCAAUAAGGAUAGAUUGAUAUUGAUUCAUAAAAUUACUUCAAUUGGAAUGCACUAAAUGAAAUAAGAGAGCAAAUUUAAAAUGUUAUGUAAAACAAAAUUAAAUUUGCUGAAAUCUUCUUCCCAGAUCAAGUACUUUACAACAAAUACGAAAAUUUAGACAAAGUGCGUUCCUUAACAAGUGUUUAUGAUGAAAUCACAACUUCAGUGGGACAAAUUACAAAUGUAGAACCAAUAGAUAAUGAAAGGUUUAUGAUUAUUAGAGAUGUUGAUUUAAUGGAAGUUUGGAAUAUUGAUUUGCAUAAGAAAGAAUAUUCAUAUUGUAUAGCAGGUCAAAAAUCACAUAUAACUCCUAUUAAAACCAAGAGUAAAUUACUUGUAGCCUAUGCCUCAGCACUUCAAACUUCUAUUUAAAUUGCAGAUACUUAAAGUAGAAAGAUAAUUAAAAGCUUUAGUUUACCAAAUGCAGCUAAAUCAAUAAAACUGCUCUCAGCUAAAGAUGAAAAUAAUACCAUUAUUGAUCAGAUCUUACUUGCUAUUUUACUUGACACAGGCGAAGUUAAAAUCAUUAACGUGAGCAAAAAUAUUAUUAUAGAUUUGAAGAAUAAAAAUACAACUUUUAUGGAAAUUUUACCUGAAAUAAGGUGCUAUCAGUAAUAAUCAUUUGAGGAUCCUUAAUAGAAUUAGCAACAAAUUUAAACUUCACAAGGAAUAAUUAGCUCUUAUGGUAUAAUUACUGCUUCAAAUGAUCUACUAAGUAUUUGGUAUCCACUAUCUUCAAAGUGUGUUAGAAACAUCAAAGUUGUAAUGAAACCUAAUGAGACUUUGAAGCAAAUUGGUUCCUUUGAAAUAACAAAUUAUGAAAAAUAAUAGACUUUCUUUUCUGAUAGUGUUGCAGGUUGUCCCUCUAAGACAGCUAUUGCCAUGUUAACUAAUAAAUCUUUAAGAAUAUUCAAUUGGUUUAAGGCUAAUUGUGUUAGAGAAAUUCCUGUGGAAGAUUGUAAUAAUUUCCACAUCUUAUAGAGUUUCAUUUAAAAGGAACUUAAAAAUAUAUUUUUAUUAUAUAAUGUCGGAGAAAAUAAACCUGCAGAAUAUGCUACCUGCGAUUGGAGUACCUAAAAAGUUGAAUAUUGGAAUAGUGGUAGUCUCACUAACUUUACUUGCAUCAAGACUCUUAACUAGCAUAAAAUUUUAGAAAUAGGAAAGCAUAACGCCAAAGGAUCUGACUCCAAAAAGACAAAUAAUGGUUCUAAUAUUCUAACAUUUGAAGUAAGAGCAAGAAUUAAAUCUCUUAAUUGA
This is a messenger RNA of Tetrahymena thermophila SB210, 2178 nucleotides long. Its product is annotated as Sec7 domain protein. NCBI's taxonomy places the organism in Eukaryota, Ciliophora, Oligohymenophorea, Hymenostomatida, Tetrahymenidae. The transcript has 3 exons. The record is from RefSeq and is a predicted model, not a curated record.